GCUCGAAGGACGAGUCGGAGGAUGAACAGAUGGCAAUCUGCGUGGUACCGGAGAAGCCCGUGGUGGAUCCUCGAUACAUGAAAGUGAAGAGAAAGAGGGCAGAGAAGACGGGAGUGUUCUUCAAGAAGGAGGAUUAUGCUUACCUUGUGAGCGAGCACACAAAGGCGUGCUCUUCAAAGCGCAGCGAGCUGUCAGGCGUGAGGGGGAUCCGCGGGGAGUUUGAUCGGAUCGCAGAGUUCAACUUGAAGAACACGCUGGACGAGGACAAGGAGAAGGCAGAGGAGUGGGCGGAACGGAUGCGUGACGGCAAGUGGCACGAGGAUGCGGACGGCGUACCGUUUUCGUCGCGAGUCAUGUGUCUGAUUGCCAAGCGGGUGUGGUGCGAGCCCGACAUGGUGUUGACUGCCUAUCAGCUCGUUUGGACCUGCAUGGUGGUGGAGGCCCACCUUCGUGGGCAGAACUUGGACAAGAACGACAACGUCAACGCCAACAACAUGCAGGCGAUGGCGAAGGUCGUGGCGACCCGCUUAACCAAGGCACGGAAGGCCAAGCAGGUAACGAAGGUGACUGUGAAGGACCUCGACAAGGAGGUGACCGUCGACCUCAUCCCCGCGUACAUCGAGCUUGGCUUUCAAGACGCUGUGCGAGGAGGACGGAAGCAGAAGGAUGCCAAGAAGCCUGGGAAGGAACGCAACACGGAGCAGGCUGCCUGGGACGAAAUCUUGGGUGCGGGCAAUGAGGAUGAGCCCGUUUGA
Messenger RNA from Klebsormidium nitens, 755 nucleotides. The record is from the annotation of a GenBank genome assembly. NCBI's taxonomy places the organism in Eukaryota, Viridiplantae, Streptophyta, Klebsormidiophyceae, Klebsormidiales, Klebsormidiaceae.